Messenger RNA from Brenthis ino (lesser marbled fritillary), 495 nucleotides. The record is from the annotation of a GenBank genome assembly. NCBI's taxonomy places the organism in Eukaryota, Metazoa, Arthropoda, Insecta, Lepidoptera, Nymphalidae.
AUGGAGGACAAUAAAUUGGGUGAUAAUGAACGUCAAUCUACUAAAGAUAUCAACAUAGACGACCUAAAUAAUGAAGACGCAUCAACAGAAAUAAAGGGUCUUGACGCAAAUCGCUAUGCUACGAAGAAGACUGUGGCGCAGGGAAUGCUUGACAUUGCACUAUUAACAUCGAAUGCAUCUCAACUAAAAUAUGUGCUUCAAGUUGGACCGAAACACGAGUUUUAUACGUUGCUAGUUGUUCUCAUCUCUAUUUCUAUUGUAUUACAGGCGAGUGCGGGCGUUUUGGCCUUAAUUAUAUCAGCCUUGGAUGAAGAAAAUAAUAUAAAACAGAAGAAAAUUGCAGAUUGGCUUUAUCAUAUUUCAGUGGGUAUGAUGACUGGUGUAGUGUUUUGUGACGUCAUAAAAAUGACUUUUGGCCUCGAUCCUGCACUCUCUCAGGAAGAUUAUUUUAGUAAUUCGUCAGCGAUGCAUAUAAUUAACAAAAUCUUAAAAACC